Messenger RNA from Drosophila takahashii, 1056 nucleotides. RefSeq names its product adenosine deaminase-like protein (gene Ada). Gene Ontology annotation, biological process: inosine biosynthetic process; adenosine catabolic process. NCBI's taxonomy places the organism in Eukaryota, Metazoa, Arthropoda, Insecta, Diptera, Drosophilidae. The record is from RefSeq and is a predicted model, not a curated record. Gene Ontology annotation, molecular function: adenosine deaminase activity.
CACACCGCAUGAUCAAUGUUAUUAUAAUUGUUUUCAUUAAAAAUGGAAAAAUUUCUUAAAGGACUUCCGAAAGUAGAGCUUCACGCUCACCUCAACGGCUCCCUGGGCAUCGAAAGUUUGCGGGAUCUUGGCGAGCUAUUGUAUGGAUCCACCUCCAAGGAAUUUUUGGAGCUCUGCGCUGGCUUCAAUCAGUUUGAAAGAAAUUUGGAUGCCGGCUUCAAGACGUUUGCAUUUGUGCACCAGCUAACCUCUACAAAGGAGGGUCUGCGAUUUGCCACGGAGCUGGCGGUGCGGGAUUUUGCCAAGGAUAAUGUGCAGUAUGUGGAACUGAGGACCACUCCCAGGGAGAACGAUAACUAUUCCCGCAGGGAUUACUUGCAGAUCGUAAUUGAUGCGAUUGGCGAGGCGAAGGAAAAGUAUCCGGACAUCAGAGUCAAGCUUCUUCCCUCCAUUAACCGAGCGGAACCGGUAGCAGUGGCUGAUGAGACCAUUUCCCUGGCUGUGGAGCUAUCCCAAUCCCAUCCAGAUCUUAUCCUAGGUAUCGAUUUAAGCGGUAAUCCAGCACAUGGAAGGUUCUCCGAUUUUACUCCUAUUCUUGCCCUGGCUCGUGAAAAGGGCCUAAAACUAGCUUUGCAUUGUGCGGAGAUCGAUAAUCCUGCGGAGGUCAAGGAAAUGCUGCAGUUCGGAAUGUCCCGCUGUGGACAUGGCACUUUUUUGGCACCAGCGGAAAUAGAACAGCUUAAACAGCGAAAUAUAGCCAUCGAAUGCUGUCUCACCAGUAAUGUUAAAACGGGAACAGUGCCCAAUUUGGAGGAGCAUCACAUAAAAAGGAUCAUGGCGGCGGAGGCACCAAAAGUUGUUUGCACAGAUGACAGCGGAGUAUUUGACACCACCUUGACGCAGGAGUUCCUGUUGGCUGCGCAAACCUUUGGACUAACCCAAAAACAAUGCAUUGAUCUGACUUUGGAAGCAGUGCACCAUUCAUUCGCCAGCGACGAGGAACAAAAGGAAAUGACGGAAAAAGUGAAAAACUACGCGGCCACUGUGUCAAAAUAA